AUUGCGACAGUUUUUAGUUGCACGCUUAGUUUAUGACAUCGUCUGCUUCCUGAACCUCAGAAUGGUUACACUUAAAGCAAGGAAGCGUCUUUCAUAUGUAACCCUCGGACUGUUCUUUUUGAUGGGAGGUAUUGAAUAUGCGGUGGUCCUACCUACUCUAUGGCUAUACAUCCAGGACAGGUUUAAUUCCCCGGAGUACAUGCUGGGAAUCCUACUGUCAGCAUACAGUCUAGCAGCCAUGAUAUCCAGCCCACUCCUUGGAAGGUGGGCUGACAGAUCACGGAAACCUAAAGUGAUUCUAAUACUUUGUGCAGUUGUACAGAUUGGAGGAAACAUCAUGUACUUCAUGGGACUAAGCCAGUGGUUCCUUCUGGCUAGCCGACUGGUUGUUGGGUUUGGAGGAGGAGGUGAGUCUGUGAUCCUCGGGGAAAUUGCACGAGUUACUACAGAACAGGAAAGGACUGGAAUCAUUUCCCUCAUGAUCUCUAUCAGACAAUGUGGCCUACUGUUAGGGCCAGGAUUGAACUUAUUCCUACGUUUGGCAGAUUUUCAUAUUGGACCAUUUCUGGUUGAUAAAUUCAGUGUACCUGGGGUUUUCAUGGCAGGACUUUGGGGCCUACAGUCUUUAUUUUUACUCAUUCUAUACACGGAUCUACACAGAAUCCAGGCUGAAUCUGUUGCCAAGGAGAAAAGUAAAACAAAAACUGAUACCAUUCAGAACUACAGUUCUAUUGAGAACUUAGAUUCUACAGAGAGGGAUUUACUUCACACUGUAAAUGAGAGUGACAAAAAAUACAUGGAAAUCCAUGGCAAGUCAUCAUCUCAGGAAGGAGCUGCUCUAUCAAGGACAGAUAACUCCAGAUUGACUCCAGUUCUUGGAGAAACUACCUCAACUACAGAUAUUUCUAAAGGCCAUGCUGUUCAGAAAUUGUCAUGGAAUUUUAUAUAUACAGAAUACAUCAGAGAAGAAGUGGUAGUCUUGAUGGCGGUGCAAUUCAACAGUUUUUUCAACCAAGUUGGCUUUGAAACAAUGGUGACUCCUCUAUCACAGAAGUUACUACACUGGGGAGAACUAGAAAACAGUAUCAUGUAUUGCUGUGCUGCUGUAGAGAUCAUCCUGGUAUUUAUGCUGGUACGCUACCUCAGUAACCGUCUUCAGGACCGCACCAUGAUACUGAUUGGAUUGUCAACACUUAUAAUGGCCUGUGGCUGGCUCGUCUAUGCUAUUCCCAAUAGUGACCCUGAUUCACCAUCGUCAAACCUUCCGAUGUUUAUCAUAGGGAUGGUACUUGAUAUGUUUGCUCUACCAUUCCUGGUGGUGUGUAGUAUAUCAUUAUACUCCAAGGUCACCAAGAAGGAGCACCAGGGUCUAAGCCAGGGGCUGAGGAGAAUCGUGGUGGGGUCGGGUACUAUACUGGGUCCCUUGUGGACAGGAUCUACACUAACUUGGCCCUACAUCAUGUUAGGGGUCAUGUUGGGACUUCUGGUCAUGUCAAUGGUAAUGCUGCUGUUAUCCUAUAGGAAGCUGGACAGAAAACUGGAACCUCCUGUUGUACCAUCAGUGGAUCCUGAUGAACAUGAGCCAUUGUUAUCAUGAUAGAGUGUAUCAUGUUUAUGUACAUGAAACAUUUCAUAUCUAUGACAUGGUCAUUACAGAUAGCAAAAGUUUCAGAAUUUAGGGUCAGGGCUUUGAAAGUACUGGAAUUCAUACUUAAUUUCUGUAAAAAUGGAAUUGUUUUCAAAUUCCUUACAAUGAAAUAUAGAAAACAUGCUGAAAAAGGUCAUGAAUUUUGGUAUGACAAACCUGUAUGAACCAUGCAUGGUAAGAAACUUCUAAUUUUACAAUUUUAGUUAAUUGAUGAAUUCUUAUAUUUCAUAGCAUAAUUAUUUUUAUAUUGAUGAUGACCUUAAGCUGAUUAUGGUCUAUAAUUUUCUUGGGAUGAAAUGUUUGGAGUUUAUUAUUAUAGCUUGAUAUAUAGCAAAAUGUUCAUCUCUGCAAGUAUUUCUAACAAUGUACUAUUUUACUCUUAAAUACCAGGGAAGUUCAUGUUUUGUACACGGUCAAACAAAUGCAAUAUGUUUAUCAAUUUAUUUGGAGAAAAAAUUUGAGUGGUGUUAAAAUUUUGAGACAUAUUCCAUCCCUUUUGUGUGGAAAAGAAACCACUUUAAAAUCUGUUCAAGCAAAUCAAUGGAUUUAAUAAUUCAAUUUUAAUAAAAUACAACUAAGUAGAUAUAUAUAUACAGCCAUUACCAUAUUCUAAUUAUUUUCAUAACUAUGUUGGUACAUUGUAUAAGUUAUCAAAAUUGAAUUUGAUAAGGAGACAGUAAAAUGGCAUUAAGACCUACCCUGAAAGGUCCCCUGGAAUUUACAAGACAUUGAUUAUAUGAAAAAUAUAUGUACAUGCAUUUUGUCCCUUAUUGUUAAUAUGAAGGAUAUAUUUUGUAUGUCAAGGGUAUACAUGUACUCAUAGUAAUAGCAUAUUGUUUCAGAUUUUAUCGUUAAUAUAUAUUUUCUUUGGUACACUUAUUUCAGAUAUGUUGUACACUUGUCUAUGUUUAACUCAAUUUUAGGGGCAGCGGUGGCCGAGUGGUUAAGGUGUCCCGACACUUUAUCACUAGCCCUCCACCUCUGGGUUGCGAAUUUGAAACCUACGUGGGGCAAUUGCCAAGUACUGACCGUAGGCCAGUGGUUUUUCUGCGAGUACUCCAGAUUUCCUCCACCUCCAAAACCUAGCACGUCCUUAAAUUACCCUGGCUGUAAAUAGGACUUUAAACAAAACAAACCAAACCCUUGAAAAACCUAUUACAUUUCUAUGAAAGUAGGAAACACCAUCAGUCUUAAUUAUGUUCAUUUUAAGUAAUGAUCCCUUAAAUCACCAUUGAUUGUUAAUUAAUUGGUUAUCAUUUAAUUAAGCAGAAUCCUAUAUGAAUUAAUAAACUGUAUUUUAUAUUGGUACUUAUUUCUUUUUACAUAAGUUUUGUUAUUUGUGUAUAUCAAAGUAU
Molecule: messenger RNA, 3003 nt
Organism: Pecten maximus
Lineage: Eukaryota; Metazoa; Mollusca; Bivalvia; Pectinida; Pectinidae
Product: major facilitator superfamily domain-containing protein 8-like
Exons: 12
Coding region: 62-1597 (511 amino acids)
Biological process (GO): transmembrane transport
Molecular function (GO): transmembrane transporter activity
Source: RefSeq, a predicted model, not a curated record